AUGGGAGCUCCCACGAAGAAGUACAUUUGCUUUCUAAUGUUUCUUAUGAUUCUAAGAAUUGCUGGGGUUUUUGGGGCGGGUGAAUGUGGGAAAUCAUCCAUUGACAAUGGGGUUAUGAGGCUAGCUCCCUGUGCAUUGGCAGCACAUGAUGAGAAAGCUGAAGUCUCAGAUAAGUGCUGCACUGUGGUGAAAGAUAUCGACGUAUGCUGCUUUUGUGCCAUCAUGCUUUCCAAUAUAGCUAAGAGUUCAGGAAUCAAGCCAGAAGUUGCAAUUACCAUACCUAAAAGGUGCAACAUUGCUAAUCGCCCUGUUGGUUACAAGUGUGGAGCUUAUACGUUGCCUUGAAGACCGAAGACCAUGAGCCAGAGUUCCUACUGCUGUGCUGUUGUUGCUUCUUUGUUUUGGG
This is a messenger RNA of Quercus lobata, 406 nucleotides long. RefSeq lists its product as uncharacterized. The record is from RefSeq and is a predicted model, not a curated record. The transcript is spliced from 2 exons. Gene Ontology annotation, biological process: systemic acquired resistance. Gene Ontology annotation, molecular function: fatty acid binding. NCBI's taxonomy places the organism in Eukaryota, Viridiplantae, Streptophyta, Magnoliopsida, Fagales, Fagaceae. Bases 1 to 345 code for a protein of 114 amino acids.